AUGGAACCCAGUAAGGAGCUGGCCAGAACCUCUGAAUCGUCUCAUCAGUCAGUCAAUGAUAUCAUCAAGGGGCAGGAGGGUAAAUUUAUUGUCAAUCAGGAUAGGGCCCUGGCCAUUUACGAGAUGAAGGAUUUCUCGCGGUUGAUCCAAGACAUAGGUGGUCUGGUCGACGAUUUGACUGAAUUGUUCCCAGCGGAAAAUAAGCACUGCGGGAUCUAUAAGAAUGAAGCUUCAAGGAUGGACAAGGUCAAGAUUGGUCUGUCACUCCUUAAAGAGACUUAUGCUAGCCAGGAUGGCUUUUCGAGUGAAAUCGUUGUCAAGGCCACUAAGCUUACAAUUACCUAG
Molecule: messenger RNA, 345 nt
Organism: Aspergillus tubingensis
Lineage: Eukaryota; Fungi; Ascomycota; Eurotiomycetes; Eurotiales; Aspergillaceae
Product: prion-inhibition and propagation-domain-containing protein
Exons: 1
Coding region: 1-345 (114 amino acids)
Source: RefSeq, a predicted model, not a curated record